This is a messenger RNA of Myxocyprinus asiaticus (Chinese sucker), 1970 nucleotides long. It is a transcript of the gene gxylt1a, whose product is annotated as glucoside xylosyltransferase 1a. The transcript has 8 exons. NCBI's taxonomy places the organism in Eukaryota, Metazoa, Chordata, Actinopteri, Cypriniformes, Catostomidae. Gene Ontology annotation, molecular function: UDP-xylosyltransferase activity. The record is from RefSeq and is a predicted model, not a curated record. The coding region runs from base 72 to 1361 and encodes 429 amino acids. Gene Ontology annotation, biological process: protein O-linked glycosylation via N-acetylgalactosamine.
CGUCAUAGUAGGAUUAGUCUUCAGCCACCAGGUUCACCCUGAUUCUCCAUGGCAGCUCUUUUAGUUAGAAAAUGCGUCGGUAUCUUCGUAUCCUGUUCCUUUUCACGUUAUUGAUCUUCUGCUCGGUGUUGUUUAGAUUUAAUCAGCUCGUGUCGUCGCUGGAGAGCGCGAAUCAUCAGGCGCGAGCACACCGGAUACGGGAAGCAGAUUCAGGCCUCAGUGCACGCGACAGGUGUAAUUCAGUGUCACUCACUCACUGGAACCCCUAUGGGAGACCGACACCUGCUGUUUGUGGAAAGAACUGCUGUAUGGAUGCGGCUCUUAGGUACACUGUGUCCGGCAGUCGUGACCAGGAGCGUUUGGAGCCCGUCGGUCUGGCGGUGGUGGCGUGCGGCUCCAGGUUACAGGAAACACUCACCAUGCUGAAAUCUGCCGUUCUCUUCAGCCGCAGAGAUUUGCACUUUUAUAUUUUUGCAGAAGACGAGCUCCACAACGGCUUCAGACAGACAUUGGACUCGUGGCCGGAGAGAAUCCACUCAAAGUUCAACUACAGCAUUUAUCCCAUCAGUUUCCCCAAUGACAACAGCCGAGAAUGGAAGAAACUUUUCAAGCCCUGUGCUUCUCAAAGACUCUUCCUUCCUCUGAUCUUAAAGGAAGUGGACUCUGUGCUGUAUGUGGACACAGACAUCUUGUUCCUGCGGCCGGUGGAGGACAUCUGGAAGUUUCUCUCAGGGUUUAACAGCAGUCACGUGGCCGCUAUGGCACCGGAGCACGAGGAGCCGCGGAUCGGCUGGUAUAACCGCUUUGCGCGACACCCGUAUUACGGCAAGACUGGAGUGAACUCAGGAGUCAUGCUGAUGAACAUGACACGAAUCAGAGCCAAACACUUCAAGAAUGACAUGACGACAGUGAAUCUGAAGUGGUCUGAUCUGCUGAUGCCGCUGCUGCAGAAAUAUAAACUCAACAUCACCUGGGGAGAUCAAGACCUGCUCAACAUUAUAUUCCAUCAUAACCCAGAGAGUCUGUUUGUGUUCCCGUGCCAGUGGAAUUACCGUCCGGAUCACUGCAUCUACGGCAGCAACUGCGAUGCAGCCGAGCAACACGGCGUUAGCAUUCUCCACGGCAACCGGGGGGUUUACCAUGACAACAAGCAACCUGCGUUCAGAGCCGUUUAUGACGCCAUUCAGAAGUAUCCAUUUGGAAAAGAUCCAGUCCAGAGUUUUCUUCUCCCUCUGGAGGAAAAGCUAAAGGACGCAGAACACACGUACUGCGGUCGAGUCCGUCACAUCUUCACCAAACGACUGCAGGAAAGUGUCAGAGAACUACAGAAAGACAAUGAGAAAACAAGACAAAUCACAUAACGUGUUCGAGAGGUUUGAAUCAUGUUUAUAGCUGUAAUCACUCACACUAUCACAAAAUCUCUCCUGACUAGUGAUUGUUUGAGAUCAAGGAGUGACGUGUGUUAUCACAAGCACUGAAAUCACUUUGAUAUAUCACAGACAUCAGUCAGACGAUCAGAAGCUGACAAUCAGUGGACAUGUAAACACAUAACCUUGUUGUAAAAUACUCUUAAAACUCAGAGAUAACAGCGAGAACUGUUCAGUUAUCAAAGUGAGUUUGAUUUAACAAACGAGACAUUAGCUACACUAAGUGGCCUUCAUAAUGUACAUUACAUGGUCAAAACUCUUGUGUGUGAAUGAGAGUAAAUCCCUGCAGACAUGUUGAACAUUUAGUGGAAAGAUGAUCAGAAGAGUGGAAGCUCUUAUUCAUGACAAUAGUGUUGAAAUUAAAUGUUUUUCAGGGGUCCACAUACUUUUUGGCCAUAUAGUGUAUGUUCAGAACAGUCAGGUCAGUGGUUUAAUAUUUGAGCGAUAGAUUUCGUACUAAUUGCAACUAUUUAAGUGGUACAGAUGUCAUUUACAUAAUUGUAUUUUAAUGACAGUGAUUUUUUUUUUUUUUUUUUUUCAUUU